Molecule: messenger RNA, 849 nt
Organism: Leptidea sinapis
Lineage: Eukaryota; Metazoa; Arthropoda; Insecta; Lepidoptera; Pieridae
Exons: 2
Coding region: 1-849 (282 amino acids)
Biological process (GO): sensory perception of taste
Cellular component (GO): dendrite; membrane; axon
Source: RefSeq, a predicted model, not a curated record
AUGUCUGUGCCAUCUGACAGUCUUAAAAGAAGAAUUAAUUUUAUAAUCGAUAGCUUAAAGCCUGUGAUGAAAGUAGGGAACUGUUUUGGAAUAUUCAAGUUUUCCUAUACAAAUCAAAAUCUAACCAAUACCUCAAAGAAACUUAAAUUUCUGAGCCUUGCGCUAGCAUCAUAUUUGAUUAUCAUAACGUUCGAGAGACACAUUGAAAUUUUCUUGUUUUAUACGUAUAUGAAGUGCUUAAUUCAAAGACUAAGUGUGAUAAACAGGUUUCUGCAGAAAAUUUGCCCAAAUACGUCGAGGAUGAGUAUAUAUUUGGAUGUACACAGAUCUAAAAGAAUAACUCCGGAUCCAAUGGUGCAAAGACAAACAAUCGGUUUGAUAUCAAUAUCCUCAGCGUACGAUCUUAUUGGUGAAACUGUUCGUCUGGUAAAUGAAGUGUAUAGUUUGCACAUUAUCAUGUCAUUAUCUUGUUCAUUCUCCUACAUACUUACAACUAUUUGGCUGUACAUAUAUUACUACAGCUUCCGACUUAUACCAAAUCCAAUACUAGAUUUCGUAUGCUGGUGCACCACUGAGAUAGUUUUUGUUGGAGUACUUUCGUAUGUUUGUGAAGAAAUAGAAUCUACUAGGAAUGACACAAAAGUUUUAGUUAACAACAUAAUAAUGGAUUACAGUUUACCAAAUAAAGUACGAAGUGAAGGUAAAACACUAAUGGAAUUGAUAGACGCCUGGCCAUUACGUGUUGAUGUCUUCGGAAUGUUUGACGUUAAUAUUAAGUUAUUACUGAGUUUUGUUAGUGUGUCUACUUCUUACUUGAUUGUAAUAAUUCAAAUUUCUCAUUUCUAUUAA